Messenger RNA from Etheostoma spectabile (orangethroat darter), 910 nucleotides. It is a transcript of the gene smim12, whose product is annotated as small integral membrane protein 12. The transcript has 2 exons. Bases 286 to 558 code for a protein of 90 amino acids. Lineage: Eukaryota; Metazoa; Chordata; Actinopteri; Perciformes; Percidae. The record is from RefSeq and is a predicted model, not a curated record.
UGUUCUAGACUGGCAAUAGAAACUGAUCAACUGAUCUCCGAGGCAGUUGUUGACUGUUUUUACACUACUAUUUUUACAGUCUAUGGUUCCUGCAUGACACAGGACAGUCUGUAAAAAAUGUAGUUCAAACGUUGACCUGUGCAGGUCAGUAAAAGGCUUAGCAACGUUUACACUGCCGGAAUUAUAGGUCACGAAGAAGAAUCGCACGGAAAUUGCGUAGCUGUAUCCACUGCUGCACCAGCGUGCUGACGGUAAAGCACCCGGGAGCGGAAGUGGAGUGCAGUCAUGUGGCCUCUGGUUUGGACAGCGGUACGAACCUAUGCCCCUUAUGUCACCUUCCCUGUGGCCUUUGUGGUGGGGGCAGUGGGCUACCACCUGGAGUGGUUUAUCAGGGGGGCCCCUAAACCUCGAGAGGAGAAGAGCAUCCUGGAACUGAGGGAGGACAGGAAGCUGCAGGAACAAGAGGGCCUGGACAGCACCCAGGUGCUUAGCCUGAAAGAGAAACUGGAGUUCACACCUAGAGCAGCUCUGAACAGGAACAGACCGGAAAAGAGCUAACCCGUGUGGGUGUGUGUGUGUGUGUGAGAGACUUGCUUGUACUCUUUCUCAGCAGGAGGAUUAUUCAUUGGAGACAAAAGGGGGUGAACCAGAAGGAAAAAGCAUCCAUUCUUCCCAUUUACCUCAGCCAUACAUCCUCGCUAAUGCAUCAGCUUGCCUGUGUAAAUAUCUGCUACUAGAAGCUAGAGGGUAAUAAACAAAAAACAUGCAUUUGGUCUUUCACCAAGUCAGAUAUAGCUUAUAUAUGUGCAGUAUGUGAUUCUUUGACCUACACCUUGAUGUUGUACAUUGCCUGUUCUUGCAUUGAUCAUUAACUAAACUAAGACACUAUAAUUAAAACCCCUUAAAUAUG